Messenger RNA from Cavia porcellus (domestic guinea pig), 7500 nucleotides. Its product is annotated as zinc finger protein 792. NCBI's taxonomy places the organism in Eukaryota, Metazoa, Chordata, Mammalia, Rodentia, Caviidae. Bases 3194 to 4930 code for a protein of 578 amino acids. The record is from RefSeq and is a predicted model, not a curated record. The transcript has 3 exons.
GGGUGGGGCCAGCUGGUGCGGGGGCCGCGACGGAGUUUCACUGGCGGAGUGGGCCCGGGGUUCCCGAUGACUGCUCCCGGCGGCCGAGGACCGGGCUGGGGCUGGCGGGGACCUUGCGGGAGGGGCGGUGCGGUUCGGAGCCCGUGCCGCGCCUUUGCGGCAGCUGCGAGCCCUGACAGUGGGUGUUCCGCAGGUGUGCAGGGGUGCGCCUUUGAGUGAGGGAUUGAGGCCGGGAACGCGAGCCUCGGCCCGGACGCUUUAGCGUGGGUGGUGGGCUGAGCCCGUGCGGGGAGCCGGCUUGGUCGCCAGCGUCUGAAGGCCCUGCUGGGGCCCGAGGCCCUGGUGGCGGCGUCAGCUCAGAGGGACCUGGUGCAGGUGAGUGGGCGGCUUCUACCCUCUGCUGUGGGAUUCCACCCUGUUGGUCCUGGUGCCAACACAGGAAGGAUGGUGCUGUUUUUAGAUCUUUCGCCUUUCCUUCUCCGUUUCUUAACUCAGAUACUUAGGAAGAGUUCAUUUUGGCUUGUGACCUGAUUUUGGGUUGGACAAUCUGUAGGAUCGUCUCCACUCCUGAGUAUUGAAAGUUGAGGAAAGGAUUUCCUGAGCCUAGGAACGUGCAUGGAGAUGCUUGAGGCAGGGACUGAGUUGGAAGUGUUCAGGAAACUCAGUGACGGCAGUAUCUGCUGGGACCAAAUAGCAUCCAGAUAGCGCUAAGGAGCAGGGCUGCUAUUUAUUCUAAGGACACUGGGUGCUGUGGACAGUUUAAAGCAGAGGAGGGAGAUGAUAGAAGUUAAGUCUUACUAGUGUCUCUGUGGCUGCAGAGUUGAACCCAUGUGUAGGGUGAGGAUGAAAGCAGGGAGGUCUUGGAGCGCUCUCUUCCACCUUCAAUGUCAGUGAUCCUGGUGGCCAGACCAGAUAGAACUGCAGAUGUGUUUCUUGUCUUUCAGAAACAGGCUGACCAGGUUAUCUGAUGUGGAGGGUGAGGAAGAGGAGGCAUGCUCUGUGGUUUGCUUCUUAGGUAGAAGUAUCAACAUAUCACCAGCAAAGAGAGAGAAGGAAGUGGCUGCGGUAGGAAUUUUAAGCAGAAAUAGCAGAAGUUGGGUUUGGGAUGUGUUGAGUCUCUGAUUGAUGCCCCACAAAACCUGAAUAGAUUUCAACAGUGGUUUAACACAGUUACUCCAUUUUAGGGAGGUAUGAAUUGAGGUCCUGAGAGACAAUGUACAGCUCAGACAAUUGCCAGACAAUGUCUAAAAAUAGAGCUCUGGCCCACCACGUGUUCAGGAAAACACCCUGUCUUCAAUAAUCAAAAGACAGGAAGCCUGCUUACUGUGAGUCUAACUGGCAGGAAACCAGAUUGCUAUCUCUAAUGACAAGCCAGAAAGUUAAACAAAAUCUUCUUUUACAGGAAGUUAAACAAAAUCUUUUUUGAGUGGGCUUCCCAAAAAAUUGACAGUUUCUUUGAUUUUAUUCUUAUGUUCAGUCUAGGAUCAACUGCAGAAAGCCAAAGAUGCUCACAUAAUCAAUCUUAUAUGAGGCCCAGCGUUUAGUUUGAGGUCCCUAACAGACAGCCACCAGUCAAGGUACUCGCCGGCCACUCCUUUUCCUCCAUUACAACACUCUGCCCUUGUGGUGCCUGCCUUUAGCUCUGAGAAGCCUUCAGUGAUGGUGGCUGGCUUCUUGGCGACAGUAAGCAAUGGAUUAAUAUCCUCAGCUUUUCUUGUCUGGUUGGUCUUUAUUUCCAUAAAACAUCCAAAUUGUGGUAUCAAGAUAUGGGCAAGAGCAUGUGGGCAAGAGAUUUAAGACAGUGAAUGUUCAGGCCAUGGUGGCAGUGUUCUAAGAAGAAAGAAUGUGAGCCUGGAGGGCUUAGAGCAUGAGAUCUUGUCUAGGCACCUGUUUCUGUAUUGUUUAGUAUUAUAAAAACAAGAAACAGUGUCAUGGAAUGAGGAUGUGGGGGGAUAAGGCCAUGUGGCAGGUGACCUGAUCCAGCUAGGAGAUGGAUGCUGAGGCUUGGGAGCCAUGGAGGUGAUGCUGUCUUGUGGCUUAGAGCAGUGCUUACUCACCAGUCUGUGUUCUCCGAAGCUUUUGUGGUGGCUCUUGAUGUAUCAUGGAGUUUUCUUAGUUGAGCUGAGCAGUUAGGUAGGGACAAAUGAGAUUGCUUAGACUUGCUGACAGAGAGAGGCCAGGGUAGAAAGAAAAGAGGGACCAAGAUCCCUAUAUUUCUUUCAGGAGUAAAACCCAUUGUGAUCUACCUUUUUUCAAUUAGGUGCCAUGUCCUAAAGUUCCACCACUUCCUGUACAGCAAACCCCAGUCUUGGGUCCAGGUCUUCAACAGCGACAAUUCAAAACACAAACUGUAAAAAGAAAGAAAGAAAGAGAGAGAUAAGGAAGGAGGCUCAAAAGGGUUGGUUUUUAAGUGUGAGGGAUGAAGGGAGAGCAUGAACACAGAAGAGUACCAAGGUGCCUGGCAUUUGUGUGUGCUCAGUGUGGUUUUAACCCAGUAAGAGGGCCAAGUGGGGCAGCCUCCAAAGCAAAAAUGAGUAUUAAGCUUGGCACAGUGGGCACCAUCAAAGGCCUAGACAGAAUAGUAUCAUGACUGGCCAGGAUCUCCCCAGGUAAACUGUACAAAGUGACACACAGGAGUCCACAAAUGUGGCCGAGAGGUAGGCAAGAAUGGGGAGAGGGUAGCUGUGGCUAUGGGAAUUUAGAGCAGGGUCCAGAACUAUGAGGAAAGUACAGGGCAAAGCACAAGGUGCAAAUAGGAGUGGGCCUUGGCAGGAAACUGAGAGCGAAGACCAAGCCCCCAUUGGAAUGUAUCUAAGAAGCAUGACAUUGCAAAUUUAGGAAGAGAAGCUCGCAGGAAGGGCUCAUGCCCUACACUUCAGGCCCAGACCUUAGAUGCCAACUCUCUGCCCUCCUGCUUCUCUCACUGUAGGCUGACAAGGUGAACAGGUGAGACAUGAAAAGAAAGCCAGUAUUAGUGGAACCAGGACCUAGCCUCUGUUUGGAGCUGGGAAGAAGGGUGUGAGAGAGCAUGAGUGAGGAGUGGAAAGGGAGGCCUGAGAAUUGAGGCUGAUCAUGGAAUGAACUGUCCCCAUCACAGCAGGGCUGUGUGACCUUCGAGGACGUGAUCAUUUACUUCUCCCAGGGGGAAUGGGGACUGCUCAGUGAGGCACAGAGACUCCUCUACUGCGAUGUGAUGCUGGAGAACUUUGCACUCAUAGCCUCUUUGGGGCUCACAUCUUUCAGGUGCCAUGUCAUUGCCCAACUCAAGAUGGGGAAAGAACUUGGGGUUCCUGACAGAGUGGGCAUGACUUCAGCUAUGGCAAGAGGAGCUUUUAGCAGGCCUGGCUCUGAUUUUUGCUGUAGAAGAGAGGGUACAGUGCUACGUUCUGAACAGAAUAUUUUUGUACAAGGAAGAUCACAGGAUAGGAAUCCCAAGACAGCUCUGUCUGUGCAGAAGAGCUACUCUUGUGGCACAUGUGACCUACACUUGAAAGACAUUUUAUACCUAGAUGAAUGCCAGGCAACACAUGCCAGGCAGAAGCCUUGUGUAUAUGAGGCAAACAGGACAAGGGUCAAAUUCAAUACAAAUUUUCUCCAGCAACAGGUGCAGAAGAAUGAAGACAAGCCUACCAGAAGGGGAGAGGGCAGGGCUUCUCCUGGAAGGGCCCAUACAGACCACACAUCCCAAAAGCCUUUCAUGUGUGGGGAGGGGAAGGAGGACUUUGUGACCACAUCAGACCUCGUGCAUUAUCAGAUCACUCCCCUUGUAGGGAAGGCACAAAAGAAUUCCAGAGGUGCAUUGUAUUUUCCCACUGCCCAAAGGCAUGACAAGAACAGUCAAUCUAGGCAUGCUUUAAAUGACACAUCUACACUUGCAUAUCAACAGAGAGUCCAAAGUGGAGAGAGGCCUUAUGAAUGCAGCAAGUGUGGGAUAUUCUUUAGCAAUGCCUCUAGCCUCAUACAACACCAGAGAGUUCACAAUAGAGGAAAACCGUAUGAGUGCUCUGAGUGUGGGAAAUUCUUUAGCCAAUACUCUAGUCUUGUGAAACAUCAGAGAGUUCACAGUGGUGAAAGCCCCCACGUGUGCGGUUACUGUGGCAAAUUCUUUAGCCGAAGCUCCAACCUCAUUCAGCAUAAGAGGGUUCACACUGGUGAAAAGCCAUAUGAGUGCAGAGAAUGUGGGAAAUUCUUUAGCCAACGUUCCAACCUCAUUCAUCAUAAGAGGGUUCACACUGGUAGAAGUGCUUAUGAAUGCAGGGAAUGUGGGAAAUCUUUUAACUGCAACUCUAGCCUAAUUAAGCACGGGAGAGUUCACACUGGAGAAAGACCUUAUAAGUGCAAUGAAUGUGGGAAAUUCUUUACCCACAUUGCCAGUCUCAUUCAACACUAUAUAGUUCACACUGGGGAACGACCUUUUGGAUGCAGUGAGUGUGGGAAAGCCUUCAGCCGAAGCUCUGACCUCAUAAAGCAUCAGAGGGUUCAUACUGGUGAACGACCUUAUGAGUGCAUUGAGUGUGGGAAGUUGUUUAGCCAGAGUUCCAGCCUCAAUAGUCAUCGAAGACUUCACACUGGUGAACGGCCUUACCAGUGUAGUGAAUGUGGGAAAUUCUUUAAUCAAAGUUCCAGCCUCAGUAACCAUCGGAGGCUUCACACUGGUGAGCGGCCUUAUGAGUGCAGCGAAUGUGGGAAAACCUUUAGACAAAGGUCUAAUCUGAGGCAGCACCAGAAAGUUCACCAACCAGAUAAGCCAUAUAAAUGCAAUGAAUGUGGCAAAGCCUUUAGUCAAAGGCCUACCCUUAUCCGGCAUCAGAAAAUACACACCAGAGGAAAAAAUUUAGAGAAUGUGCAUCCUUCUUGUUCAACACACCUACAUACAGCAGAGAAAAGCUAUGACGGUAGGCUUUAUGAAGAAGCAGCAGGCAGAUGCUGAACUUCAUUCAUCCAAAUGGUCACUCUGGGGACCUAUUAUAGCUAGAUGUAUUGGAUGCUUUCAAGAGCUAAACUGAAUCCAGUUUUUCAUUGCCUGAGCUUGAGACAAGCCAUCUCAGCUUUGCCUAAUCUACAGCCUCCAGAGUGUAUCACCCACUCUACCAUCUCAGGGAAAGCAUACCUCUUUUUCCAGGUUCUGAAGGGAAUCCGGAGUUCUUGAGGCCAUGGGAAGGUGGCACUGCCCUGUGAUGAGUGUAGCUCUGGAUAUAACCUAUCUUUGUCCAUGGCAAUCUAAGUAGGGGGUUGCUUACUGUGAAUGUUUCUUUCUCAGGGAUAUUAAUCAGUCUAAUGUGAUGUUCGUUAUGGAUUUGUCCACCCUCCAUGUUAACCCCAUGCAACUACCCACUGUGCAUUUUUCUGGUUCAUGUGAUACUAAGGGUGUUAGUAACAAGUCUGUCUUUAAUCUUUGGUGUUCUGAUUACUGUGAGGAGUAGGUUAAGAACACUACUAAUGUCUACUAUAUUAAAAGGUGGGUAGCCCUUGUUUGUACCUCCAAGUUGAAUGCCUCUGAAGGAGCAAUAGGAUGGCAGAAACAAUGCUCAGCCCAGAUUUGGCCUUAUGUGCACUGCUAACAUAGGUGGACCCGUAAUUUGUAUUAUCUAGAAAGACACAGUGUCAAUGUAAGGAGGUAGAUGCCAAAUAUAGUUUUCUAAAAUGAAUGAAUGGCCAGAUAUUUAUGUGCAACAUUUGUUUUAAUGCUUUGUUAAAAAUAUAAUCAAUGUAUGAUAAUUUCCAAUAUAUACAUGAUACACAAUUUGCUAAGUUUUUAAAUAUGGAUGGACUCAGAGAACAACAUUAUACACAUGAUAAUGAACAUACCUGUUACAAUGGAAGUUACCUCAUGGCCAUUUAUAAUUUCUCUUUGCUUUCUCAGAACCAUUAAUCAUAUCCCAAAUAAACUGUUGAUUUAAUUCUUUUGUUACAGAUAAUAUUUGCUUUUUUCUACAGUUGCAUGCAAUUGUAAUCCUAUAGUAUUUAUAACUUUUGUGGUCUGCUUUCUUCAUACAACGUUUCUUAUAAGUUUGUUGACUUUCUGAAUUAUUUGAGCUAUCAAUGAGAGAAUGUUUAUAUGUGAAAGCAUAAUUAUCUUGAGACUUUGUGCUAUGAAUAUGGUUUAUAAAAUUUUUAAAAUUUUGUGGUAAAAUAGAAAAAUCAUGUUAACCAUUUCCAAGUGCACAUGCAGUGGUAUUAAAUAUGUUCAUAUUAUUAAUAACUGUCACCAUGAUUCACCUACAGAUUUCAUUUUGAAAAAUUGAAACCAUUUGCCCAUUAAACAAUAACUCCACAUUCUUUCCCCAUCCUUGUCUCAGAAAACCACCAUUCUGUUUUCUCUCUGUUUGAAUUUGACUAUUCUAAGUUCCUCAUACAAAUAUACUGUCUUUUGGGUUUCUUUGAGACGUGGUCUCAUCAUGUACUUGUUGUGACUAGCCUUGAAUUCACUAUGGCCUCAGACUCACUGAGAUCUUACUGCCUCAGCUUCCCAAGUGAUGAGAUUACAGGUGUGCACCACCAUACCCAGCUAAUUUAUACCAUCUUAAUUUUAAUAACAGAAAAACUGUUUAACUUAACUCCAUGCCUAACACUUUCAGUUACUGAUGUGACAAAAUUACCUCUUUCUAUAUUCUAUGUCCAAAAAACAUAGGUUAAUCAUUGUUCUGUUAAAAGGCAAUAGUCUUUUAAAUCUUGCAGAAAACAGAAAGGAGAGUUGUAAACCAAAGCUACAGUAAUAUACACUUAACAAAUUUCACAUAAAUUUACUACGGAUCUUUCAGUUACUGUCUGGUAACUCCUUUCAAACUGAAAGUCUUCCUUUAGCAUCUCUUGUAGAAAAAGUCUUGAUAAUUAACUGCUUCAGGUGAGGAGACAUUGAUUUUCCCCUCAUAUUUGAGUUUUGCUGGAUGAAGACUCUUUAGUUGGCAGUGCUUUUCUUUAAGUGUUUUUGCACAAAUGCACUCACUUUCUUCUGGCCUCCAAGGUUUUGGGUGAGAAAUCUGCUGAUUAUCUUUGAAUAUAAUAUUUCUUGCUUUUGAUAUUAUCUGACUGCCUUUCAACAGUUUGAUUAUAUGAGUAGUGUCUGUUUAAAUUCAUACUUCCUGGAGUCCUUGAAUGUUUCGUUCUUUCAUCUCACAUGGGGAGAUUUUAGCCAUUAUUUCUUGAAAUACUCUUCCUUACUUUUGCCUAUUUGAAUUUAAAGUUCUGUAACCGUGAAUGUACAGAUCUCUGUGUGGGUGCAUGCUUUCAUUUCUUAUGAACUGUUAUCUAGAAGGCAGUGCCUUUGUUUAAAGGUAGGUGAAUGUUCAACAUUUUUGGGAAACUGCUAAACUGUGCUGUAAACUGGUUAUGCCAUUUUACCUCACAUUUUCUAAGCUCACCAUCUCUUAUCCAUGGUCUAGGUAUAUGCUUUGCUGACAUGUACACCUCUAUACUCGUAUCCUGAAAGGCAAGUAUCACCACCGCUAAAUGUUAAUAAAACCUACAUGGUAAAAGUAUUCCAUUUCUUAUUUUUCAAAA